This is a messenger RNA of Cicer arietinum (chickpea), 1295 nucleotides long. RefSeq lists its product as uncharacterized. Lineage: Eukaryota; Viridiplantae; Streptophyta; Magnoliopsida; Fabales; Fabaceae. The record is from RefSeq and is a predicted model, not a curated record.
UAAAUAAAUCGGUUCAAAUGCAUUUGACAUAGUUUUUUAACUAAUAAUCCUAAUAUAUCUCUUUCGAACUAAGUUUCAAACACAUCUCGGUCCAAAUAGCUUUCCACUCUGUGAGGCUGAUGUACAUGGUUGAUAUACGCAAUCUAACAGUCGAUCAAACUAACAAAGAAAAAUCUUAUUCUGCAAAAAAAAGAAAAAGAAAAAUCUUAUCACCUAUGAAGAAAACAAAGUUCAAAAGGACGAGUUUGUUUAUAUCUCCUCUCAAAAAAGCUUUGUUUAUAUUUCUUAAGCAAAGGUUGUUUAUAUUUCUUAAGCAUUGUGUGUGUGUUCGAUCUCCCAUGUGUCAAUUGGAAUUCAUGGGAAACUCUCCUGUCUAGUGAGCUUAAUCUUUCUACUUUUACAUGCCAAUCAAGUCCUGCUAUGAAUAUGGUCCUUUACAGAAACAUAAGAAUUCCCAAAUAUAUCUGUGCAUUAUCAUCCUCCGUAAAGAAUGACAGUUGACACAAUUAUAUGGCUCAUUCAAGAUGUCGGAGGAAGAAGUAAGAUAAUUUAUGAUAGAAAAUCGCUGGUAAAAACAACCAGCAAACAACAUUAAAAUUUAUAUCCAAAACCAGCAUAUAGUAUCAGAAACAGGUAUAUUUCAGCAGAAAACAACAUAAUUCUACUCUUAUUCAGCUACACAUCAUUGACAUGAUCCAAAAAUUCAAACAAUUAUUCUCAAUUCCAAAUUCAUUUUUGCUCAGGCUCUUGCUUCUCGAAGAAGGUCCUCUUCAAAAAGCCCCAUACCUGAACGAGGUAGAGAGCCCCGGUGGCGGCGGUAACGCCCCACAAGGCGGCGGCUUUGACGUCGGUGGGUUGAAUACGAAACUUCAAAGGCAAACCGGCCAUUUUCCCAAAUCUCAAAAAUCUGAUGCGAAAAAAAGAACCCUAGCAGCACCUCUUCAAUUAAUUCCAAAUGGUCGGAGAAUUGUUGUUAUAUUAACAAUAUACUACUCUUUAGCUUCACUCUCUUAAAUAAUGUAUUUUUUAUUUUUUAUUUUUUAUUAUUACUAUUUUCACGUAUAUAUUUCUAUCGAGAUAUUGAAUAUUUAAUAAUAGUGUUAAAAAAAAUAAACAUCUUAUUUAUUAAAAGUAACUUGAAUAGGAACUCGAAAAGAGUAUUAAUUAAUUGUUAUAUUGAAAGAAGGCUAAACUAUUGGUCUGAAAUGUUAUGGGUAGACAUGACAACGGAGUGGGGGUUGGUUGAGUACGAAGUUUGUCGUCUUAUUUCAGCAUUCAACUAAUCAGAAAAAACU